CCUUCUAAAUUGGUCAUCGGACUUGUGGGCUACCCGAACGUCGGGAAGUCGAGUACGAUUAAUGCCCUCUUAGGCGAAAAGAAGGUCAGCGUAUCGUCAACGCCUGGGAAGACGAAGCAUUUCCAGACGAUCAACCUCUCCUCUACCCUGAUGCUGUGCGAUUGCCCCGGUCUCGUCUUCCCCCAAUUUACGACUACUCGGGCGGAUCUUGUAUGCGACGGAGUGCUUCCUAUUGAUCAACUGAGGGAGCAUACAGGACCCGUCGCCUUAGUUGUGAAGAGAAUCCCCAAAGAAGUUCUCGACGCGAUCUACGGUCUCAAUAUCAAGGUCAAGGGGGAAGAAGAAGGCGGAAACGGAACGAUCACACCUGAGGAUUUCCUUGUGGCAUACGCCAUUGCGAGGGGCUUUAUGCGAUCUGGUCAAGGCAAUCCGGACGAAGCUCGCGCCGCUAGAUUCAUUCUCAAAGAUUACGUGAAUGCGAAGCUUCUGUUCUGCCAUUCACCCCCCGGUGUAUCGGAGGAUAUGUUCAACGAACAGACGCGCGAACUGUCUCUCAAGCGCGCUUUGGGCAAGAAACGUGCACCUACCACCCGUGUGGUCAAAGGGGCCGAUACAUUCGUUGCCCAGAAUGGGCCCUCGGCAACAUUUGGACAGGGCGCCGACUCAGAUUCAGCCCCAAAUGACCUGGGCUUGGGUCCAAAGUCUCGUAACAUCGACCAAGAGUUCUUCGCUACCAGUUCCUCCGUCUCGACCAGACCCCGGGUGCAGGGUUCAGCACGGCAUGGUCAUGAGGUCUCACGGAUGCAAUUAUAUCCACAUCAGAAUGCUGUUGCUGACGAUGGCACUGCAUUGACCGGGAGGAGAGCUAGAGUCGCGGCCGUGCUCACGGCCGCGGGCGGCGAGAUUGGGCCCGGGAAGAAAACUCACAAAAAACCGAAGAGGGCGAAGCAGCGAAGUGGGAGGGGUUAUGACUGA
Messenger RNA from Postia placenta MAD-698-R-SB12, 975 nucleotides. RefSeq lists its product as hypothetical. The transcript has 2 exons. The record is from RefSeq and is a predicted model, not a curated record. Gene Ontology annotation, cellular component: cytosol. NCBI's taxonomy places the organism in Eukaryota, Fungi, Basidiomycota, Agaricomycetes, Polyporales, Adustoporiaceae. Gene Ontology annotation, molecular function: GTPase activity; GTP binding. Gene Ontology annotation, biological process: ribosomal subunit export from nucleus. The annotation marks the transcript as partial.